CUCCACCUGUCGACGUUGAUAUCAUCCUCGAUCCAUACCUUCUGAACGUCUUCCCUCAGUCGUUGCUACCAACAGCCGCCUACAUCAUUCUGCUGGCUGUUGCUAGUUGGUUCUUAUCUGGUUUCGCAUGGGCCAAGUUGCAGCUCUUUGUCCAGGAGAAGCAGCACUCUGACUGAGAACCGCCUGCUACGGAAUGCCAGAUUCUAACCACAAUUCUUCCCACCAAUCAACGAUGCAAUCGAUAACUCAGCAACCUCCGCGUUUCUUCCGUGGGCUGCCUACUGAACUCAUCCUUGAGAUCAUGAGCUAUCUUGCUCCAGAUGCUCUCCUCUCCUUCGGAUUUGCAAACUAUCAUCUACUCGUCAGACACUCCAUGGCUCCUUUGCUGUCAUCGUGCACAAUGAUCCGCCUUGUCCAUCAGGCAGCAGUCCCAAGAACACGUACCACCGGCCAACUGUCUGUUCCCACCGAAGUCAAUCUGCAAAUACUCCGCCAUCUUGGACCCGUCGAUUCGCUGAACUACGCCAUGGCCAACUAUCUGAUAUUGGCCCAGCAAGGCAUCGCACCUUCGUUGUCGAGCGAGACGCUGCGCCGUCUGAAUCGUGCAGUUCAACGUGGGCCCGAGUCGGAAGCUAACACUUGAGUUCAAAAUCAAGAGCACGAAUACGCAUGCUUCAGCUUCGCAUUGGCGGUUACACUACUUGCGUAGUUGCACGCAUCCAAUUUGACUUCUCGGAUCGUACAAAGAUUGAUACUUCUAGUGCGCGCUGUAGUUUUCUACACGCCCUCCACCAGGCAUUGCUGGUGGACUUUCACGGACACCUCCGUAUUCUUUGACGAGAAGAUUCAACCAUCAGGAGAAUACCCCUACAAACCAAUCAAGUCAAUUCACAGAGUUGCGUCCCUUCGUAAAACUUUUG
Molecule: messenger RNA, 920 nt
Organism: Aureobasidium pullulans EXF-150
Lineage: Eukaryota; Fungi; Ascomycota; Dothideomycetes; Dothideales; Saccotheciaceae
Exons: 2
Coding region: 194-643 (149 amino acids)
Molecular function (GO): protein binding
Source: RefSeq, a predicted model, not a curated record